GACAAAUUUGCAUUGAUUGUCAAUAUUGGAGGUUAUUUUGUGAACUGUGGACCUAUUGAGUAUAUAUGUGGUAGUUUAAAGAGUAUUUAUGGGUUAGAUGCUUAUAGAUUUGGCUACUUUGACGUACAAGAAGAAAUUAAGAAGUUGGGAGUUAACAACUAUGAAAAAAUUGUGUAUAGAAUACCUGGUGCUGGUGUUGGAGCUGAUAGUUUGAGAGAUGUAACUGAUGAUAAAGGGGUUAUGGAGAUUAUUAGUUGUGGUAAGAAUAAGAGAACUAUAGUUCAGAUUUAUGUGGUUGGUGGUGACAUUAAUGACGAUAAAGCAGAUGAGAAUACUGAGGCAUCAUUUCACACAAAAUCUUCUAGCCAGCAAGAUACUGAUGAUAUGGAAGAGGCGAAUGGUUUGAGUCAAGCUGAGGCAUCAUUUCACACACAAGCUAGCCAGCAAGAUAUUGAUGAUAGAGAAGAGGUGAAUGGUUUGAGUCAGGCUAAGGCAUCAAUUGAGGAAGAGCCUGUAGACCAGUUGGAAGAUAUUAAUGAUAUUAUUGACAACUUCACUUCUGUUGAACAUGGUGAAGGUGAUGCAGAAACUAAUAGUGCAUGUGCUGGGUUGGGGUCACAAGAGUCAUCUGAUGAUGAAGAUUAUUUUCCAACU
This is a messenger RNA of Striga asiatica, 654 nucleotides long. The record is from the annotation of a GenBank genome assembly. NCBI's taxonomy places the organism in Eukaryota, Viridiplantae, Streptophyta, Magnoliopsida, Lamiales, Orobanchaceae.